AUGAACCCAGCAAACCAUUCCCAGGUGACAGCGUUUGUGCUCCUGGGGCUCUCUCAGGUAUGGGAGCUUCGGCUCCUCUUCUUCACUGUCUUGUCAGCUGUGUAUCUUAUGACGGUCACUGGCAAUCUGCUUAUUGUGGCCAUCGUGACAUCUGAUCCGCGCUUGCAUACGAUGAUGUAUUUUCUCUUAGGCAACCUUUCAUUCCUGGACUUCUGCUAUUCUUCCAUCACUGCCCCGAGGAUGCUGGUUGACUUGCUCUCAUGCAACCCAACCAUUUCCUUCAGUUCCUGCCUGACCAGGCUGUUCUUUUUUCACUUCAUUGGUGGCAUCAAGAUCUUCCUUAUCCACCUGCCAUUCUGUGGACCUGACAAGCUAGAUAACUUUUACUGUGAUGUGCCUCAGCUGAUCAAAUUGGCCUGCACGGAUACCUUUGUCCUGGAGCUUCUGAUGGUGUCAAACAAUGGUUUGGUCACCCUCAUGUGUUUUCUAGUGCUACUGGGAUCCUACACAGCCCUGCUAGUGAUGCUCCGAAGCCACUCUCGGGAGGACCGUAGCAAGGCUCUGUCUACCUGUGCCUCUCACAUUGCUGUGGUGACCAUAAUCUUUGUACCUUGCAUCUACAUCUACGCAAGGCCCUUUAGAACAUUCCCAAUGGACAAGGCAGUUUCUGUGUUAUACACAAUGGUCACCCCCAUGCUGAAUCCGGCUAUUUAUACCCUAAGAAAUAAGGAAGUGAUCUUGGCCAUGAAGAAGUUGUGGAGGAAACAGAAGGAUUUUAUUGGUCCCCCAGGCACUAACAGGGUCUGA
This is a messenger RNA of Nannospalax galili (Upper Galilee mountains blind mole rat), 807 nucleotides long. Its product is annotated as olfactory receptor 4D5-like. The transcript is spliced from 2 exons. Gene Ontology annotation, molecular function: olfactory receptor activity. The coding region runs from base 1 to 807 and encodes 268 amino acids. Lineage: Eukaryota; Metazoa; Chordata; Mammalia; Rodentia; Spalacidae. Gene Ontology annotation, cellular component: membrane. Gene Ontology annotation, biological process: G protein-coupled receptor signaling pathway. The record is from RefSeq and is a predicted model, not a curated record.